Messenger RNA from Chaetomium fimeti, 1011 nucleotides. RefSeq lists its product as uncharacterized. NCBI's taxonomy places the organism in Eukaryota, Fungi, Ascomycota, Sordariomycetes, Sordariales, Chaetomiaceae. The transcript is spliced from 2 exons. The coding region runs from base 1 to 1011 and encodes 336 amino acids. The record is from RefSeq and is a predicted model, not a curated record.
AUGAAGGUUCUGGGGCUCCUUCUUACCGCCGGCCUAGCGUCGGCACGCAUCCACCUCCCACGCCAAGCUGGUAUCAACAACCUCAACAUCAGCAGCAGCGGUGGGUCAAACAUUGGCGUCAACGGCGCGUCCAGCUUCAACCUGGCAGACUUCGAUUUGGGUGAACUGGGCCUCGAUGGUCUGGAGGUCGGCGGCCUGAAUCUCGGUACUGUCGACCUCGGAAACCAGGACGUCAUCGCCGAUGCUAUCCUGGCUAUGCUCGGGGGCUUCUGCCUAGGCAAUGCCCUCGACCGGAACAACAUCUUGAGUUUUGGGUUCAACAAUGACGUGGAUCUGUUCUUCCAGCUUGCGCAGUUGAUGCAACUCGAGCAGCUGGGAUUCUUGGAUUUAGGGGGUGUCCAGUCCCUGUUUAAUAACGGGCAGGUCUUGGGCGGGUUCAACUUGGGCGUUUUCAAGCGCGAGGUCUCCGAGGCUAAAAAGAUGAUGAAGCGCACCAAGCUGCGGCGCGGCCAGAAGGCCAAGCGGCAGUGCGCCACGGAAGGUGUGGGCGCGGGCAAUUCGGGGGCUGCGAUCAAUGACAACACCUUCAACAUUGCCACGGCGCCCCCGGACACGUCCGCUACGGUAACCGCGACGGCUGACGAUGCCGGCUUCACAAUUGCCACCGUCCCCGAUGAAGAGGCAGGAUUCACCAUCGCCACGGCACCAGGAUCCUCGGUCGCCGUCUCGACAAUGGUCGCUGCCAGUGCUACCCAGGUAGCUGAAACAUCGCUGGCUUCCGCUUCUGCCGUCGCUAUCGCCGCGUCAGAUGCUGCCUCGGUUGCUACUCCUGCCGCCGAAGCAGCCGUGAGCGCCAUUCCUGCGGCUGCCGCUUCUGUUGCGCCUGCUGCUGCUGCGGAUUCCGUCGCUUCCGUCCCUGCUGCUGGUGCUUCUGCUGCCACUUCCGCGACGGCGGCGGCGGAUGUUCCGGGAGGAGCCGAUGACGUUGACCUGGCAGACCUCACACGUUAA